GUGGCUUCUCUAAGAGCUCUAGAAUGGGUGACACACGGAAGAAAGUUUUGCAGUCCUACCUGGACCGAAUCUUAAAGUUUAUAGAGUUUAAUGUCUCUGCGGAAGAUGAAUUUAUCCAGGUGGCCAGAAGUUUUGAGACUUCAAGGAAGAGAUGGCAGCAUGUGGAGCAAGAGCUACGGGAUAAACGCGAGACUUUAGUGAAAUGUGAGAUUGAGCGUUCAGCUCUCCAAGUUAAACUCAAACAUGCCCGUAACCAGGUCGACGUGGAGAUGAAAAAACGCCAGAAAGCUGAAACCAAACUGGAGAAAGCGGAACGGCAGAUACAGCUGAUUGGGGACUUGUUAAAAACUGAUGGGCAGACGGCUGUGCCUCUCAGUGACUCAGUGCUGGCUUACUUUGGUGGAAGCCGAGUCAGUACUGUACCACAAGCAGCCGGGAAGAGUAGCAGGUUGUCUGUGGUGGAUGAAUCGUGCACAUCCUUCUUGUCUGACAUCAGUUACGACCACACAGAGGAUGAUCUGGAUCUGGAUGAGUUGGGAGGAAAGCCAGUCAAGUUAAAAGCCCGGGAGAGAAGGCGCUCAUCUCUGGCGCCACUGAUUGCACCUCUAUUGAAAAGGCCACGUCCAAGUGAAGCCGCUGCCAUAGUCGCCGAGAAUGUAAGGGAAACAGUUAUAUCAAAUACCACUGUGCUGGUCACAGAUGCAGGUCCCAUCCAUGCCAUUUCCACUGUGGAGGCUGUUCCCCGUCGGAGAUCACGCAAAAGCCGUGCGAUUUCUUCUCUCCAAGAUCACACUUCAGUGUUACCCCAAAUUAAUGAGGAUGAAAAAGAGAUGGAACCAGAGAUGGUUCCAAACCACCCGCCAAAGCCAACCAGGACGCAUGUAUACUUAUCCAGAACGAUGAUCCGAGCAGAGGUCUGCAUGGUUUGUGGACAGAAGGUCCGUUUUGGCAAGAUGUGUCUGAAGUGCAAAGAUUGCCGUAUCCUAAUACACCCUGAGUGCAAGGAUUUCUGCCCCAAAGUGUGCUCCUCUACCUUCCCAUCUCAAAGCACAAUCCUCAAAAAUGGACCGGGAGUUUUGGCUGAUUUCGCUCCUGCUAUGCCUCCCAGAGUUCCCAGUCUGGUGAUUCAGUGUGUGAAUGAAAUUGAAAAGAGAGGCUUAAGAGAGCGGGGAAUUUACAGAAUUCCGGGUUGUGAUCGCUUAGUCAAGGAACUGAGACCGAAGCUUCUGCAGGGAAAGAUCAAAGCCCAGCAUCUUGCCAAGGAGGACAUUCAUACUGUGUGUGGUGCUCUAAAAGAAUUCUUCCGGACCUUGCAGGAGCCCCUACUUACCUAUUCACUGCAUGCAACUUUCCUGGAUGCUGCUGACAUUCUUGAUGAAUGUGACGGAAGAGCUGAGACUUGUCAGGCUGUGCAUGAUCUGCCUGCUCCUAACAGAGACACUCUUGCCUUCCUCAUCUUGCACCUCUACAGAGUAAUGCAGAGCUCAGAGUGUAAAAUGGACAAGACUAAUCUAGCUCGGAUCUUUGGGCCCACACUGGUUGGAUAUUCUGCGCCUAAUCCAAGCCCUCUGAUGAUCAUGCAGGAUACCCCUAGGCAAGCUAAGGUGAUGUCGCUGCUGCUCUCUAUUCCUGGUCGAUUCUGGAAUCAGUUUCUCUUUACUAAUCAAGAAAACAAGGACUCGGCAAAACUGGACCAGGAACGGCUCUUUCAUCCUUUGACUUCUCCGGAAAUAAACUCUGCAUCCUCUAGCCUUCUAAAAACCACUCCAUGCUUAGCACAGUCCGCAAGUAAGAGUGAUCUGCCCAAAAAAGCUGGACGGUUCUUUACAUCACCAAAUGCCUAAGGAACAUACCAUGCUGAAUUCACUGUGCACUGAAUGCUAAAAUGAACAUGUGAGAAGAAAAAAGUAUAUUCCCCAUAAAGAUUAUCAGAAAACUGAAGCACAAGGGAAGAGGUUAAAGUUCAAAUAUGCACUAUACUUCUAUUUGCUCUGCUAUAUGCAGUUGGUCCCAUACGUUCCUAUUAGGAAAGAUUGUACACAUUCAGUAACUAUACAGCAACUUUUACCAGCUCAGUGUUCAGACUCCAGACUACCAUGGGUAUAAUAGCCUGAGAGAUGUGCUGCUACUGAUUUACACUCAUCUAUCUUCAUUAAUGGGGAACUGAGCAAUUAUAUUUAUCACUGGGUGCUGCACUUAAAUAUUUAUAUAUAAAAAAAA
This is a messenger RNA of Xenopus laevis (African clawed frog), 2220 nucleotides long. RefSeq names its product Rac GTPase activating protein 1 L homeolog (gene racgap1.2.L). The record is from RefSeq and is marked provisional. Gene Ontology annotation, biological process: mitotic cytokinesis; signal transduction; Rho protein signal transduction. Gene Ontology annotation, cellular component: nucleus; cleavage furrow; spindle midzone. Gene Ontology annotation, molecular function: GTPase activator activity; diacylglycerol binding. Lineage: Eukaryota; Metazoa; Chordata; Amphibia; Anura; Pipidae.